GUGACGACAACAGCGGUGUGUUGACUCUCCAACAUGGCGGCGUUGAGAAGGAGGCGCGGUGUCCCAGUCAACAGGGAGAGGGGAGUGAUGGCCUCGACGGACUGCUACAUCGUGCACGAGAUCUACAACGGGGAGAAUGCCCAGGACCAGUUUGAGUACGAGCUGGAGCAGGCCCUGGAGGCCCAGUACAAGUACAUCGUGAUCGAGCCCACGCGCAUCGGGGACGAGACGGCGCGCUGGAUCGCGGUGGGCAACUGCCUGCACAAGACGGCGGUGCUGUCAGGGGCGGCGUGCCUGCUCACCCCGCUCUCCCUGCCCCUGGAGUACUCACGCUACGUGGCCCUGCCCGCCGGCGCCCUCAGCGUGGCCUGCGCCACCCUCUACGGCAUCUCCUGGCAGUUCGACCCCUGCUGCAAGUACCAAGUGGAGUACGACAGCCACAAACUCUCCCGCCUCCCCCUGCACACACUCACCUCCUCCACGCCCGUGGUGCUGGUGAGGAAGGACGACAUCCACAGAAAGAGACUCCACAACACGAUAGCACUGGCUGCCCUGGCCUACUGUGUUAAGAAGAUCUACGAACUCUACGUUGUAUGAUUUAAUGCAAACAAAAAAAAAAGGAAAAAAAAAACGAAUAAAAAAAUGAAAAAAAUUGGGGGGACAGGGGCGGGCAGGCAACAGAAAACACACCCAGAAACAACGACAAAAAAAGUGCAUUCAGCUGUUUUGACACUCAAGCUUUGUUGUUGUUUAACGGUUCAGAGGGAAGUACUAAAAACUAGAGGCAUUUUUUUCUUUGUUUACCCCUCUCUUUGUUUUCUUUGUAAAUGACAUCACCAGUGCACUUAUUGAUAUGAUAUUUACAUUUCCACCCCCAUCAUCCAUACACUAAACUUGUGCAUAUGGGUAAGAGUCAGUAUCUUGACGAUUGUGAGACUAUGACAGCUGAAUGGACAGAUGUGUUUUAAGGAUUAACAGCCGAUACUUUUUUUUGUCCUCAGUAGUUUUAUUGUACCCUUUCAUGCUGAUCAAAGUCACCACUUCAUUAAACAUUAGGAUAUUUGAAACUCACUUCACCUUUCUGUACUUUAUUUUACUUUUUAAUUAAAUCCACUCCAGUUGACCUCUGAAGUUGACAGUACAGAUACCUACUUUCACACUGAAUUAUAGGUCUUGUCCAUUUGUCCCAAGUCUGUUGGUUGCAUAUUAGAGGCACUGCAGUUGUGGGUAAUAUGUUCUUUAACACAAGUUAAAAUAUUUCUUGAUUCAGUUAUGCGCACAUCAAUUUAGUAAAAAAUUAGAUGAGCUAAAUGGCAGGGUGUUCAAGUGGAGACUGGAUCUCAAUCUUUUCCUACUGUCUAUCAGGGUGCAUGUGGCCAGUUUUCCACUGUUGAAUCAGAAGCUUUUUAAAGGGUCAGACUUGGUGAAUGCCCUGCAAAAAAGCUUUAAUAAUUUGAUUUUUAGAGCCUGGUUUUUCCUCCCUCAAAGACUGCUCUUUUAUCCUAGUAAUGUCACAAUGGAGCAAUUUUUUGAAGAUCAAGGAGUUUCCUGCAUGUAUUACUGCUUAGGGUUCAGAGGAUUUUAAUCGAGAAUGACAGGGUGCAGCCACUUCAGUGUUACUCAUUAAAAUACAUACAUGCUGUCUUUUCAUCCAGUCAUUAAAGUCAUUUCACUUCUUACAGUACUGUGUUAAAGAGGAGAUUGCGUCUAAUAUCCUGUUAGACACCGAGAUGUUCAGAGGCAGAUAAAGUAUAGAGGGUAACUGCUGUACCCUCUCAGUCUGCACAUGCCUGUUACAGUUCAGAACCCAUGCAAACGGGAAGCCUUUUAAUGUGAAUAUGGGGCUCUGCUUAAAUAUAGAAUGACCAUACAGCAUCUGCGGAUGGGUUUUUGGAGUUAAAGUUAUGACACAUUUUACUAGGAAUCUUAAUCUUUUUCUGGGGGGUGAGGUGAUUUGGGUGCAUUUAAGUAUGCACUUAGUUGUCCACCCCAAGUUUUCUAGGGCAGGUAUUUGUGUCCUGUGUAAAUUACCCAGACAGAAGAUGCAUCAUUUACUUGGAUUGUAGUGUGCUGCAAUGGAGAACAUACUGCAGUUUGACCUUAAUUUGGGGAACACAUUGCUGGACAUGUUUUUUGUUACUUACACAGAAUAAAAUCUUUACCAUUUAACAUAAUGUGAAAUAAAUAUGAAAGAAGUACACUUCUUUCUCUCCUUAACAACAUUAACGUUUGAUCCACAGUGGAACAAUAAAAUUCUGUCAUUAGUCAUUAAAGAACUAUACACAAAACAAAAUGCACAGGGUUGCAUUUUAUCUUGACCUGUUGACUACCAUAUAACACCCUUCAACUAUACAAGACAUGUCCAGGCAAGUCAUGCCUUAUCAUUAUUAAAUUGUCAGGGAGAGAGCAGUUGUGCUGAUGACAUUUCAUUUCCCUUCCCUACUUAGGAAGAUACUGAUCACCUUUGGCACCAUUCCAUCUGCUAUUCUCUUUAGCUUGGUAUUGAUUUUUUAAUGCAGCCUGAAUUGCUGAAAAUGCUUCUCAAUCAGAAUCUUAGACAAUCCAAAAUGGUCAGAUUUGUUCCCCAUCUAUCCAGAAGCACAUAGAUUCAAACAAUUAGAUACAUCAACACAAUAAACAUGAGGAAAACCAUACCCAUGUGUGCACACGUUAUACAACAGUUUAUUUAGCAAAUAAGUCAUUGGUUUUACAUCUUACAUUUUUUUAAACAAAAUUUUAUUUCUCCAAGCCAUAAUUACUAAUUACUUUUGACUGAAUGUCAAAACAAUUUAUUGCCAAUAUUCAGACCAGGAAAUGAAUGGAUAGGAACCUCUUCAGAAUCCAUAUUUGCAUGUUUUAAAAGCACCAGCAAGUCAAAUGAAGCCUGUUUUUCCCACUGACCUUAUUAAUACUUGUUCAGACUACUCUAAUUUCACAACCAACACAAUGCAGCCAUCUUGGCGAAGCUUCAGGGAAACCACAUUUCCACAUCUCCAAAGAGGACACUUUUAAAUGCAGCUUUCACACAUCAUGGAACUUGGUCCUUCAUUCGAUGUUCAGGUGAAUUCAGCCCUCUUCUCCAGCUAUGGUCCAAGCUUCUUCCAGUUCUCAGAGCUGAUUUAUGCUAUCAACAUUUUAAAGACAGUAUUCAUGUUGACCUCUCUUAGUCUCCAUUUGUGGUUUUAAUCACGUACAGGAAAAAAUCACAUUAUUAGACUUCAAUGUUACAUCUGAAUUAUGUACCACCUAUGAAGUGAAAUUUUAGUGGUGUAUUUACACAACCGAAUAAAUAUCCUUUACCUUGA
Messenger RNA from Megalops cyprinoides (Indo-Pacific tarpon), 3305 nucleotides. It is a transcript of the gene tmem11, whose product is annotated as transmembrane protein 11. Bases 34 to 597 code for a protein of 187 amino acids. Gene Ontology annotation, cellular component: mitochondrial inner membrane. Gene Ontology annotation, biological process: inner mitochondrial membrane organization. The transcript has 2 exons. Lineage: Eukaryota; Metazoa; Chordata; Actinopteri; Elopiformes; Megalopidae. The record is from RefSeq and is a predicted model, not a curated record.